Rotaria sp. Silwood2 is the source of this 1779-nucleotide messenger RNA. NCBI's taxonomy places the organism in Eukaryota, Metazoa, Rotifera, Eurotatoria, Philodinida, Philodinidae. The record is from the annotation of a GenBank genome assembly.
AUGGACGGUACAAGUUCUAUGAUAAAGCACCAGAAAUCGUGCCAAACGUCUAACAAAUAUAAUCGAAGCGAAUAUUCGACCAUUAAGCAAUAUUUUCGUCCUAAAACAUCUUCAUCCAUACCGCGAACAAUGAAAGAAAAAAUUACAAAUGCAGCUGUUGAAUUAGUUUCUUUGGAUAACCGUGCAUUUGAACUUAUUUCUGGAGAUGGAUUCAUCAAUUUUGCACAAACUGUACUUGAUGUUGGACAAACUUUAUCUAAUAGACAAAAUCUUAAUAUUCUGGAUUUACUUCCGCAUCCAACAACUGUAAGUGUUAGUUUUUGUGGCAUUGGACUUUUCCAUUUGAAUGACGACUUACAAUUAUAUGUUUUUAUAUUGGGCUGCUAUCCUUAUGAUCGAGACAAUCAAUCUUCAAAUCAAAUUCGACAAUUCAUUGAUUCAAAAUUAAUGGAAUACCAUUUGACAUUAGAUGAUAGUAAAUUUGUAGUUUGUGACAAUGAAAAUAAGAUGAAAUCUAGCUUCAAAGAUUUAUGUACAAGAGUUGGUUGUUCCAUACAUUAUCUAAAUAAGCAACUACAACAUUGUUUUACUACUGAUGUAAUAGACAAGAUGCCUGUUGAUUGUGAUAUUGUUCAGCAAAUGUUCAAUAGUAUUCGACAAAUUGUAUCUCACAUGCGACGAUCGCACAAACAGUUCAAAUUAUCUAGAAAACUACAAUCAUACUCUGAUAGUCGAUUUAAUAGUGCUUUUUACACUAUGAAUGUUUUUUUAAUUGUAUUUGAUGAAUUAGCUGGUAUAUUAGAACGAACUUAUAUGAACGAUUAUAUGUUGAUUGAUAAAGAUUUAUUUGCAUCUGUGUGUUUAUUUUUAAAACCAUUCGAAGAAGUAAUUGAACAGUUUAGUUGUGAUACAAAACCAACAAUUUAUAAAGUAUUAGCAUUGAGACAAUAUUUAUUAAAUCAUUGUAAAAUUGAUCCGGAUGAUCAUGAUGGAAUACAACAAAUAAAAAUAUUUCUUGCAAAACGUAUUCAAGAUAUUUGGAUAUUGCAAAAUAUACAUUAUAUAACUACCUUUUUGCAUUCAUCUAUGAAAAAUUUUCAUGUUAAUCUUGACUUACAAGAAAAAGCUAUCGAGUUGGUGCAACAAGAAAUGUUGAAGAGACAACCAACAGCACCAUCCAACACAUUUACACCAACUGCGACAACGUCUGCUUGUACAAAUGCACUUGAUUCAAAAUCAACAGCAUCAAAAGAUCUUCUUUCAUCCUGUUUUGAUAUACCAAAAAUUGACUUGAAAUCGACAUCACCUUCGUAUGAUGAAUUAAAAGAAUAUAUGACAUUAGAUGUCCAAUUAACUGAACAAGAUGAUAUUUUACAAUUUUGGUUACAACAAAAAUCGAAAUUUCCAAUCUUAUUUUCUGUAGUUCAAGAUUUUUAUGCUGUACCAGCAUCGAAUACAAGUAUAGAAAGACUUUUCUCAUCGUCCAAAAAUACAGUUACAGAUAAACGUAGUAGUCUCGGUGCUGAUAAAAUAAAUAAGUUACUGUUUUUACAGAAAAAUUUAACUUUACUAAAGUCAUUUGAUAAAAAAACAUCGAUUGAAGCUAAUACAAAUGAAAUGAAAAGAAAGAUGGUUGAAAAGUCGUCUCCUACAAUCUUCAAUGCAAAUCAAGAACAAUCUAUUACUACAACAACAAAGAAAUUUAAAAUGAAUGAAGUUAAUGUAACCCUUAGUGAUGAUAACUACGAAGAAGAAAAUGAUGAAGUAGAUUUAUUUUAA